Molecule: messenger RNA, 1043 nt
Organism: Amaranthus tricolor (Joseph's coat)
Lineage: Eukaryota; Viridiplantae; Streptophyta; Magnoliopsida; Caryophyllales; Amaranthaceae
Exons: 2
Coding region: 231-731 (166 amino acids)
Source: RefSeq, a predicted model, not a curated record
UUAUGCCAUAACCAAAAUAAUUGUACCACAAAGCUCAACCUCAAGGCACCUCCAUCAAUUCCAAUUUGGCAAUUUCCCUAAUUACACCUCAUUCUCAUAUUUCCUUUAAACUUUCUCCCUUCCCAACCUCUUUUCCAUCAAUCCUCCCCACCAAAAACAAAUCAAAACCCCAAAAAGCCUUUUCAUCUUCAUCAAAAUCUAUCCCAAAAACAUCAACAAUUUUCUAAAAAAUGGGUAAAAUUCAAAUCAAAACAUUCCAAUUCUCCAUACUUACAAUCUUCCUUCUAUGUUCUACACUUGUUCCUCCCUCUUCAUCCUCCAUAACUGUCCAUGAACUCCUCAAAAAGAAGGGUCUCCCUGCAGGUCUUCUUCCGAAAGAAGUAAAAUCAUAUGAAUUCAAUGAACAAAAUGGGUUUCUAGAAGUUUUUCUUGACGGUCCAUGUUUGACGAAAUUCGAGAAUAGGGUUCUUUUUGAGAGUGUUGUGAGAGCUAAUCUUACUUAUGGUGAACUUAUGGGUGUUGAAGGUUUAACUCAGGAAGAGCUUUUUAUAUGGUUACCUGUUAAAGAAAUUGCUGUUUCUGACCCUUAUUCUGGAAUCAUCUUGUUUGAUAUUGGAAUGGCUCAUAAACAGCUUUCUCUCUCACUUUUUGAGGAUCCUCCUAGUUGUAAACCCAAAGAUGAAUUAAAGUAUAGUGGAAGGAAAGACAAAGGAUUUGGAGCUGAGAGAUGAAGAUUUGAUUGAUGAUCAAAUCAAGCAUGUGAUUUCUUCCCUUUUCUUCCACUGUGUGUUUAAUUUGAUGAUAAUAAUUGUGAUUAUUAUGAUCUUAAUUGAGUGUUAAUCAGUGUGUUGAUAGGGUUUGUUGGAUAAAAUUGUAUAGAUCCAAAUUUUGAUAUCAAAUUUUGAAUGUUUGAGAUUCCUCCUUCUUCUAACUAUUGUUUUGUUUUUAUUUUCACCCUUUUUUACAACUUUAUAUUCUUAAUAGAUAAUACUCUUAAUUUAUAUUAAUAUAAUAAAAGCAAAUACUACCUUAUUUUAGUUAUA